AUGGCCAAUCGACAUCCUCCUGACCUCGGUACGCUGCCAGAAGACAGUCAAUUUGAUCAUACGCCUGUCUUGGGCUUACAAUAUCAUCAACAAUUGUCUUCCUCUGCCGCAAAAAGCAAGCAACGUCUCUCUCAGUCAUCCAUGGAUGCCCAAAAUGCAAUCAGUGAACUCACAAAAGCCAAAGAACAUGAUAAUGUCGGAACAAUCACAGUUCAUGGAUGGAUGCAUAAACAAGGGAGUCGGAAAUUUAAAGGUCCGGUGGCAAAAAGUUGGCGCAAACGGUAUUUUGCACUUGAAGGGGCAAAAAUAUACUAUUUUCAGAAUGAUGUCGAUUGUCGCAAAUAUUUCAAUUCACGGAAUGGGGAAUUAGUGAUUGGAGCAGUGGAUUUACGCGAUGCGUUUAAAUUGGAACAGAGUGAACGUCUUGAUUUACCAGCACGAGGCAUUGUCAUUCAUACUCGUCAUCGAGCAUGGCUCAUGUGUCCAGAGACAGACCAGGAUUUUACCAUGUGGUUUGAUGCCUUGGAAUUUACUGUGAUGUCAGCUGGUUCUGGAAAUGUCGUGAAACGCGAUCUUCCAAAUGUUCGUGUCUAUGAAAUGAAAGGACGAUUUAGUUAUCGUUUUUGGUAUGUAAUCUUUGUCAUUACAGCUCUUAUUGAGCUAGCAGGGAUUGUUCUGUGGUUUCCAUUAGGUAUUGAACCCUGUGAUGUGAAAUACAAGACGGAAACAUGUGAUGAAAUUCAAUUGCUUUAUGCUGAGACACUUCAAUGUGGUGACAAACCAUUUAAUGGCAUGUGGGAUCCUCCACAGUGGUACCACUGGUCAGGUGGGAUUGAGACGGUACGAUGUUUCAAAGAACCUCAUAUUGGGGAUUGGGUCUCGUACUUUCUCUUUUACUUUUCCGAGUUUAUCAGUAUUUCGUUGGGGUUUCUAUACUACUUGGGAAUGUGGCGACCCGUGCGUCGUGGAGCUCGGUAUCUUCGUGAUUUUGAACCACAUUUUCCACCGGAAAAGUGGCCGACGGUUGAUAUAAUGUUGUGUCAUUAUGCUGAACCAGCAGAUGAUACCAUUGCAACACUGGAGAAGAUUAUGAAUUUGGAUUAUCCACCUCAUCUUUUUCAUGUCUGGAUCUGUGACGAUGGAUAUUGUAAAUCCAAGUGGGAAGCGGGUAGUCAAGUACCUAAAGUCAGUGUUAAUACUGGUGUGAUUGAAGAUGCUGGUGAUGUUCGUCACGAAGUGGCUCAAUUCAUGUACGAUCGUGUGUGUGAGUCGUAUGAGCUGGAGGUGGAUGAGUGGCGCAAAGAACACACGACUGUAAAGAUGCCGACGGAUGCGAAUCCACGGAUUGUGAACCGUAUUGAUUGUGCUGUUGGCUCGGUCCGUGAUGAUUACCAUUAUCACGGGCUGCCCAAGCUGACGUUUGUUGGACGUAUUAAGCCACCUGUACACCACUCAAAGGCUGGAAACAUUAAUAAUGUAUUGUACAAUGAAGGAGCUUGUGGUCGCUACGCUAUCAUUCUGGAUAACGACAUGAAGCCCCACGAGAUGUUUAUUCAAGCGACACUUCCGUUCUUUUUUGAUGCACCACAGAACUCUAAGAUUACACGGUGCUGUGCUCCUGGCUGUGGUGACAUUGGCAAGAUUUGUUGUGCACUGUGUCAGUCAGCCGGAGUGCCGGAAGCCCAGAUCAUGUACUGCUCGAAGGACUGCUACAAUGCAUCGGGACACGUCAAGUCGAGUGUUCACCGUCGUCAGACGCAAAAUACCAUGUCGGAACGCAUGAUGUGUGCUAGCUGUGGCAGCAAGAUCAAUCAAGCAAACGGGUUGUGUCGCAAGUGCAAUCGUGCGGUGAGCCGACGUAGCAGCAACCCGUUUGUGGGUGUUUCAGCUGAUGAUUAUUCGGACCACGUUUCGGUGAACCAGGUUGGUUAUGUGCAGACACCUCAGUACUUUGAGGACUGCCUGCAGUUGCGCCUCGGUGACCCGUGCGGUCACCGUAACUCGACGUUUUUUGAUUCGGCGCAGACUGGUAUGGAUGGAUUCGACUGUGCUUCAUUUGCUGGGACAAAUGCCAUUUUCCGCCGUGAAGCUCUCGACUCGGUUUGCGGUAUCCAGUACGGAUCAUUGACGGAAGAUGCUUACACUGGCAAGAUGAUGGUGGACAAGGGAUGGAAGGGCUACUACUUCCGUAAGGAUCUCGAAGGCGAGGAGGCUGACCGUAUUCGUCUUGCAGAAGGUGCUGUGCCUGAGUCUGUGGCUGCUGCUUUGGCCCAGCGUAAGCGUUGGGCAAAGGGCAACUUCCAGAUCUUUUUGCGCAACAAGAAGAGCUUGGUGGACCCCGAGUGGACACCACCGCAAGUUGAGCUGCCGCCAAAGCGCAAGAUCAACAAGUUUAUGCGCUGGGUAUUCUUUAUGAAUUUGACAGUGUACCCAAUCGGCUCUUUUCCGGCUAUUUUCUUUUUCUACAUCACUGGCUACUUCCUAUACACUGGGCAAGCUCCGAUAUACACGUCCGGACUACGUCUACUCAUGGCUCUUGUACCUAAGAUUGUGGCACAGAGUAUUCUAUCGGCUCUGUCAAAUCGAACGGUUGACAACGACGACGUGCUGCGUAGUCAACAGACGUGGUUCUCGUACGCGUUUGUACACGUUAUCGCUGUGUUUGAGACUUUCUACUGGAAGAUCACGGGCAAAGAGGCCACGUGGGCCAACACGGGCGCUAUUGGUGGCAACAGUAUCAUGGAGCUGCCGAACCUGUUGGUGUUCAUGGCGAUGGUAUUCGGGAUGAUGUGGGAUAGUGUGCGCUACUUUGCGGGCUACAAUAACGCGGCCACGACUCACGGCACUCCCCUCUACUUUGCGUCGCUGUUCUUGGGUGGUUUCUUGGCUAGUCAAUUGGGCCCCAUGGUGCGUAUGAGCGUACAGACGUACUUUGGCUGGAGUCACAAGAGUAUGACGGACCAGGGCAACAUGGUGGGCAGCUUUUCGCUUGCGUUCGUGCUCAUUAUCCUGUGUAUCUGGGUGUACGUCGAGACGCCCAACCACUCUAUCUUUGGCUAA
Messenger RNA from Peronospora farinosa, 3060 nucleotides. The record is from the annotation of a GenBank genome assembly. NCBI's taxonomy places the organism in Eukaryota, Oomycota, Peronosporomycetes, Peronosporales, Peronosporaceae.